Molecule: messenger RNA, 2252 nt
Organism: Aspergillus novofumigatus IBT 16806
Lineage: Eukaryota; Fungi; Ascomycota; Eurotiomycetes; Eurotiales; Aspergillaceae
Product: acyltransferase family protein
Exons: 2
Coding region: 390-2003 (537 amino acids)
Biological process (GO): polysaccharide biosynthetic process
Cellular component (GO): membrane
Molecular function (GO): acyltransferase activity, transferring groups other than amino-acyl groups
Source: RefSeq, a predicted model, not a curated record
CUUCCUUUGCCAUCAAUCACACACUCUCUCUCUAUACUCAGUCAUUCCUUUCCCCCUAGCUAUCUUUCUUUCUUUUUCAUGUUAAUAUCGGUGAUACACAACAGAAUAUCUACUCGUUUGCUUUAGCGCAUUGUCGAUUGAUGGACUCUUGAAGGAACACGUCUGCAUCUUGAAUAUACCCAUUAUCGCGUACUGUUGAAUGUCUUAAAGCGAACGGCUUGGUUCGAACAUUGUUUCCCAUUAUUCCAAACGACUGGAUCGUUUUGAGUCGCCUUGUCGAUCUGAUUGCGCAAUCAGACCCCCGUUUAUACCAGUGCCCACUGUAUGAAGCACUGGCUCUCCCCAGCGUCUUCGCACAAACUCAUACCUGACACGAACAUCCUCACGAUAUGUUGCUCACUGACAAGGACACUCGGCCUUCUCCUGCGAUCCAUGAUAUUCCCCUCGAUGACCUAGAGUCAGGCCCCUAUGGAGGCAAGUCGUCCUUCAACUGGACGAAUCUAUCCGACUACACCCCCUCCCAUGUGCUCGCACGUCCUGAUCGGCUGUCUUCACACGUACAGCACGUCUCAGAUCACUGGCAGGAAUAUUUAGAUCGUUGGCUUAAAAGAUUGGGCAUCGCCCUCACACCGAGCUAUCUGCAACAUCUGGUGGGUGGGGAGCCUCCCCAGCCCACGAAACCCCAUGCGAUCGCGGCGCUGGAUGGCUUGAGAGGCUGGGCCUGUCUGCUGGUCUUCAAUUUUCAUUUUCUCUUCACCUACACAUGGAAAGUCGCAGUGGGGUGGGGUUUCAAUAACGAGAACUAUGGGAUCCUUCACCUUCCCAUCGUUCACCUACUGGUCUCCGGCCACAUCAUGGUUGCUAUCUUCUUUGUGAUUUCGGGAUAUGUGCUAUCCUACAAGCCUCUGAAGAUUAUCCGUACUCGCUCUUGGGAGCAAACUUUGGCGACUUUGGCGUCCUCGACCUUUCGUCGCGGUCUCCGACUGUACAUCCCCUCUAUUGUCGGUAUCGUUCUGGUCUUUGUCGCAGUGCGUCUCGGCGUCUACAACUACUCGCUUAGAGUCCUCAAUGAAGGGCACACCAUCCUCGGCACGAACGAGCAGCAUCCUCCUCUGAUGAAGUCCUUUACCAAGCAAUUCUGGGACAUGUACCUCACGGCGGUGCACCUCAUGGACCCCUGGAACUGGGCGCUAUACUACAACUAUUACAACCCACACCUGUGGACGAUUCCAGUGGAGUUCCGGUGCUCGAUUGUCCUCUUCCUCACCAUCAUCGCAACCUCGCGCGUCACAGCGGUUGCUCGCCUCUCCCUGGUUAGCGGCCUAGUCUGGUUCUGUAUGCGCUGGGGCCGGUGGGACGUCGUCCUGUUCCUGUCUGGCAUGCUCAUGGCUGAAGCUGAUCUGAUCAACGGUACAUGGGAGCGCCCAUCCGCAGACCAAAAGCCCAUGCACCGCAUCCGUUCCACCCUCUCCCGUGUCUCAAGCCGCAAAUUCUGGAUUGCCCUCUUCAUCUUCGGCCUCUAUCUCGGCUCCGCUCCGAACACAGGCUACAAGUGGACCCCGUUCUACAUGUGGACCUGGAGAAUCACCCCUAAGACCUAUCCCGAACCCCACCGCUUCCCGCAGACGCUCGGCGCAGUCCUGAUCGUCUUCAGCAUAAACCACUCCAAGGAUAUCCAGAAACUCUUUGUUAACCCCCUAUCGCAAUAUCUAGGCAAGAUAUCCUUUGCCUUUUAUAUCGUCCACGGCCCUAUCCUCCAUUCCCUGGGCUACUCGCUUAUGCCGAAUAUCUGGAAAGUCACCGGCAAGGAGACAGAUUUCCAGUACUGCCUGGGCUUCUUGAUCGGGUGGCUCAUUUGCUUGCCCGUUUCCCUCUGGGCUGGCGAUGUCUUCUGGCGCGCCGUCGACAUCCCGAGCGUCAAAUUCGCCCGGUGGGUGGAAGAUAAAGUGCUUGUCAAGAUGACCGGGCAGCAAAAUUCAACGCCGAACGCACAUAUUCACUAAGCACGUCAAUACUGUCUCCGAAUCUAGCAACGAAUCAGCUGUUGGGUGUUAACGGCAAUUGGCAUUUUCAAUUCUCGAACCGCUCGGUCUGCUUUUUCCCUUUUGCACUGUACAUAUUACAUGCCUACCUGGAGUAGAAGUAAAUAGACUUAGAUUGGAGGAAUCUCUAUAUACCCUCUUGAAUUUUUGCCUCACAUGAGCGCUCACCCUGUUACAGUCAAGCUCUGUAUGUUUUCUCUGAUUUAAUUC